AUGGGAAACAUUUGCUCCCGCUCCAAAAACCAACCCGAGGCCUUUUCCAGCCCCGGUCGCGUCUUGGGCUCCGCCAAUCCUCCCCCCGGAGCAACAGGGAAAUCCAGCUCCGGGGUGGGCGCGGAUACCGCUGAUGCGCGGACGAAUGCAGCGAUUGCGGCCCAGAAACGGGCCGAGUCUACUACGGCGGGCAACAAGGGCAAGUUAGGGUCAAAGUUGGCAGCUCAAAAGGCCCAGACACAGGCACAGACGUUAGGUCAGGCUAGUCGGGAUGAAAGGGCUGCCAGGGAUGCGGAUAAUGCUGCUUCGGCUAGAAGGUGGGAGUGA
Messenger RNA from Aspergillus nomiae NRRL 13137, 327 nucleotides. RefSeq lists its product as uncharacterized. Bases 1 to 327 code for a protein of 108 amino acids. The transcript has 3 exons. The record is from RefSeq and is a predicted model, not a curated record. NCBI's taxonomy places the organism in Eukaryota, Fungi, Ascomycota, Eurotiomycetes, Eurotiales, Aspergillaceae.